ACCGGUGUGAUUUGAGUUGCUCCCCCUACUGUAUCAACAAAUGUGAUUCUGCUAAUGGAAGUUGUACGUGCAGGUACAACAGGACAGGGAAAAACUGUGCAGGUAGGAAUGGUCUCGUCUCUCUUUGUAUAGUUUAUUGUUGUCUUAGAGUGGGAGCAGCGGCUGAGCAGACGAUUUUGUAUUUAAAUACAUAU
Candidula unifasciata is the source of this 194-nucleotide messenger RNA. NCBI's taxonomy places the organism in Eukaryota, Metazoa, Mollusca, Gastropoda, Stylommatophora, Geomitridae. The record is from the annotation of a GenBank genome assembly.